Toxorhynchites rutilus septentrionalis is the source of this 4683-nucleotide messenger RNA. It is a transcript of the gene Pi3K92E, whose product is annotated as phosphatidylinositol 4,5-bisphosphate 3-kinase catalytic subunit beta isoform. Gene Ontology annotation, molecular function: 1-phosphatidylinositol-3-kinase activity; 1-phosphatidylinositol-4-phosphate 3-kinase activity. NCBI's taxonomy places the organism in Eukaryota, Metazoa, Arthropoda, Insecta, Diptera, Culicidae. Gene Ontology annotation, cellular component: plasma membrane; cytoplasm; phosphatidylinositol 3-kinase complex. The transcript has 7 exons. The record is from RefSeq and is a predicted model, not a curated record. The coding region runs from base 1375 to 4539 and encodes 1054 amino acids. Gene Ontology annotation, biological process: cell migration; phosphatidylinositol-3-phosphate biosynthetic process; phosphatidylinositol 3-kinase/protein kinase B signal transduction.
UUCUAUGAAAUAUUGACUUCGCCAAAAAAUAUUUAUUUUAUAUUUGGAUUGAAACUAUACCGCAAAAACAUAGGAAAAUCCCCGAGUUAUUGUGGUUGCAGAAAAUCAACGAUUCUAGAACAUUGUAACACUUUUCAAAACAAGUCACCGAACGCGCGACACGCCAUCAGACCGAUAAUGUCCCAGAGAUCAGUCUGGCAAUGUCACAGACAGUACCCCUGUGGUAGAUCGUACAAACAAGAGCAACAAACAAAAAAAACGAGGGCAUGCGUACACCGAACGAGCCGAUCUUCGCUAACCAUCCAGUCUAUUCGCAUCGGAAGAAGUGCUGGUCGUAGUAGUUGGUGGCAGUCACAAUAAGGCACGCGCUUUAAGGUCAAAGAACUAAAUUCGGUCACAAACUCUUCCACUCCAGUGGCGCAAAUCGGUCACAUGAAAUGCGUCAUAUCAUCACUUUCCUGGAAGGCAUGUAAUAUGUACAAAUAUUCCAGUCGCUUGUUUGGAAACGCGCAACCGGACGACGAUUGACGCCACCUGAUAACAGUUGCAGCAGCGCAAUCGUGCUGACGAUUUGUUUGGCGAUUGAAGCCGAUAAACUACGUAAACACGGCCAGCCAGCCAGGUUAUCCCUCUCUACCAUGUGAUUGUGGUCACUCGUGCAACUGACCGACGGCGACAGUAACGGACCAAGAGUGACAAUAGAACCAUUGUAACAAUGCGAAUUCAGAAAACGGUAGGGACAACAAAACAGGAUCUAUCAACACAACAACAGUAACAAAACGAGCGCAAACAAAGCGCGGGAAAGGGAGAAAGCGCCUUACGACGUGAAAAGAAGUACCGUUGUUCCGGGGUAGGGGGGAUCCAUAGAUAGAAGACCCCCAACACAUGCGUGGCUGUGUCCAGUGGAGCGGUGCGCCACCAACAACAAACACCAGUGUGCAAAGUGUGUGCGUGCGCGUGUGUGUGUUGUUUGUUUGCUUCUAACUGAUGAAAAGUGCUGUUUUGUGGCGCGAAUUGGUAAACAAGUCGUUGUUUUUUUUGUUCGUUACAAGUGUGUAAAUAGUAGCGAGCGAACCAGGAAGAAGAAGAAGAAGGUGAAUAUAAACGUGAAGAAGUAGAAGAAAAACAACUAGUAAAAAGCGGUUCGGAGUUUUUGCAAUGUUAGAUCAAUUUUGUCAGUUAUUGCUGCCUGCUGCGGCUGUUGCAUUGACCGAUUAGAAGGUGUAGUGAGUAAAAUCUCUGAAGUGCCAUCGACUCUCGGAAACACAAGGCGGCAAGGAAUAUACAACACAAGGGGCGAUAAUUUAAACUAUUGCAGUUCGAUAGGCAGAUCUAGUUCAUUAGUGGUGCAGUGCUAAACGACGACGAGCGGCGAUGGGAGUGAUGUUCAAUUACGAUUUCUGGUCCAAUCCAGAGGAGGUGACGGAAGUGACGUUUUUUCUGCCGAAUGGCGUGCUCAUAAUACUCAAGUACUCGAUCUACGCCACGCUACAGGAUCUGAAAGCGGACGUAUGGGAAGAGGCGGAACGCUACCCGCUCUACUGCCACCUGGGCGACAAGUCGAUGUACUUUUUCAGCACCGUAUCGAGCGCCAACAACACCAGCUAUGAGUUGAACGACGAAACCAAGCGGCUGAUCGAUGUCCAGCCGGUGUUCUGCAUGUUCCGGUUCGUCGAGAAGCAGGUCUCGGUGAAUAACAAGCUGAUCAACAACAUUACCACCCUGCUCGGGAAGACGCUCUCGGAGAAGACGCUGAAGAACCCUGAGGUGAACGAUUUCCGCACCAAGAUGAGCUACCUCGGGGAGGAUAUCGCCAACAAGCGGGCCGUGAUGAAUCGGAUGGAGCGGAUAUCGUAUCAGUAUCCCCCGAAGCUGGUCAGCAGUCAACACAUUCCGGAGCUGGUGAAGAAGCGCAUCACCAACGGUGAUUUCUGCGUGGUUGCCAAGAGUGCCGACAUGCAGGUUACCGUGAAAAUACCCUGUAAAGCCACGCCGGAUGAGGUGAUAAAACGGAUCCUUGAGAAGAAACAAAUAUCUGCUAACACCCGGAAUGAGAACAGUUGCGACUUCAUCCUGAAGGUGUGCGGCCGGGAGGAGUACAUGUUCGGUGAGCAUCCCAUCAUCAACUUUCAGUAUGUGCAGGACACUCUGUCGCGCGAGGAAACGCCAACGUUCGUUCCGAAGUUGCUGCGGAACGUUGAGAUUUUCGAGGAUAAUAUCUAUGAAAUACCGGAGGACAUCACCCAGCGGACGAACAGCACCGGCAGUAAGCAGCCUUCGCACACGCUGCGGAAGGUGAAAUACGUCACGAGUUGGGACAUCGAUAGUCAGUUUCAGUGCACGGUUCACGGGAUUGCCGAUUUGAAUUGCGACGCGAAUCGAAACGUCGAGGUGGGUAUUCAGCUGGGUUUGUUUCACGGGGGGAAAUCCCUGUGCAAACCGAUGAAGACUCAGCUAGUGGCGCUGAACGGAGGCAGUGCGAUGUGGGAUGAGAACAUAGUGUUCGACAUCGAUGUGAAAAACGUUCCUAGAAUGGCGAGGUUGUGCCUGGUGAUCUAUGAAAACGUGCGAACGGCCAAGGGCAUCGGGGUGAGGGCGCGUCGCACGAAGGAUGGCUUCAUGAAUCCCAUCGCGUGGGUCAAUACGAUGGUUUACGAUUACAAGAAUCAGAUGAAGGCGGGAGCGGUGACGUUGUACACCUGGACUUACGCCGAGGACUCCCAGUCGGAGGAUGUGCUGCAUCCGCUCGGAACGGUUGAACCCAAUCCACGACGAGACGAAUGCUCCUCUAUUAUUCUCAGCUUCCACAACUACAACCAGGAGAACAAGAUUAUCGUGUAUCCCUCGGAGGACCAACUGCUGGAUCAUGCGGUCAAGAUGAGGCGGAUAAACAGGCAUUUAAAUCGGGACAGCGCGGAAGAAAUGCGACCGAUCAAGGAGAUCCUGUUGCCCUACAUGCACAACGAUCGUCUGAACGAUAUGCACGAGCAGGAUCGUAACGCGAUCUGGGCUAAACGGAGAGAGUGUAUGACGCUGGAGCCGGAUGGUUUGCCGUGUCUGUUGUACUGCGUGGAGUGGAACGAUAGAAAUGAGGUGGCCGAAAUUACCUCCCUCCUCCAGGAGUGGCCAGUGCUGCCCCUGGAGCGAGCACUGGAGCUGCUCGACUAUGCCUACGCCGAUCAGUACGUGCGGAGGUAUGCUGUGAAGUGUUUACGUGCCAUCCAGGACGACGAGCUGCUGCUGUAUCUGCUGCAGCUGGUACAAGCGAUGAAGCACGAAUCCUAUCUGUACUGUGAUCUGGUCGAUUUUCUGCUGCAACGGGCUCUCAACAAUCAGCACAUCGGUCACUUCUUUUUCUGGCAUUUGCGCUCGGAGAUACAGGUUCCCUCGGUGCAGGUCCGCUUCGGGUUGAUCCUGGAGGCGUACCUGAAGGGCAGCCAGGAGCACGUGUCGAUACUGCUGAAACAGAUGCAGUGCCUGCGGAAACUGCAGCAGGGGUCGGAGCUGGUGAAGAAGGGCAACAAGGAAAAGGGUAAAUCGUUGCUUACCGAGUAUCUACAGGAACGGACCGUCGGGGAGGCGAUGUCCGAUGUGAUAAGUCCGCUUAAUCCGAGCUUUCGGUGUAAGGCUGUUAGGGCGGAGAAGUGCAAGGUGAUGGAUUCCAAGAUGCGACCACUGUGGAUAGUGUAUCAAAAUUCAGACAUCAAUGGGGACGAUAUAAAUAUGAUCUUCAAGAAUGGUGACGAUCUGCGGCAGGAUAUGCUCACGCUGCAGAUGCUACGCAUCAUGGAUCGAAUCUGGAAAAGUCACGGCUACGACUUCCGGAUGAACCCGUACAGCUGUAUUAGUACCGAUCGUCGGUUAGGCAUCAUCGAAGUGGUGCUGAACGCCGAGACGAUCGCCAACAUUCAGAAGGAGAAGGGAAUGUUCUCGGCCACUUCCCCGUUCAAGAAAGGAUCUCUGCUUGCUUGGUUGAAGGAACACAACUCGACGGAGGAGCUGCAAGCGAAAGCGGUGCAGGAAUUUACGCUCAGUUGUGCGGGUUAUUGCGUGGCAACAUACGUUUUGGGUGUGGCCGAUCGGCACUCGGACAACAUCAUGGUGAAGAAAACCGGCCAGCUUUUCCACAUCGAUUUUGGUCAUAUUUUGGGUCACUUCAAGGAGAAGUUUGGUUUCCGGCGCGAGCGGGUACCGUUCGUGUUGACACAUGAUUUUGUAUACGUUAUCAACAAAGGUCGCACCGAUAGGGAAGCGCAUGAAUUCCGACAAUUUCAGCACCUUUGCGAAGAGGCAUUUUUAAUUUUAAGAAAGCACGGUUGUUUAAUACUUUCACUUUUUGCCAUGAUGAUCUCGACUGGCCUGCCAGAGCUAUCAUCGGAGAAAGAUCUCAACUAUUUAAGGGAAACUUUGGUGCUCGAUCUACCGGAAGCCGAAGCUCGUGAACACUUCAAGUCCAAGUUCAGCGAAGCGUUGGCAAACUCGUGGAAAACCUCACUCAACUGGGCGUCGCACAACUUCUCUAAGAACAACAAGCAGUGACAGUUGCGAUAUAAUCUCACCAUGUAAGAGAUGUUCCAACACAACAGAACAGCGGUGCCCCGGGAGCAAGGUUGAAAGUGUACAUAUAUAGCAUCUAUUCAUGUGAACCAAAAGUAUAUAUGGUGUAGGGUGAGAUUGUGUUUG